Messenger RNA from Monodelphis domestica (gray short-tailed opossum), 4420 nucleotides. NCBI's taxonomy places the organism in Eukaryota, Metazoa, Chordata, Mammalia, Didelphimorphia, Didelphidae. The record is from RefSeq and is a predicted model, not a curated record.
GUCAUGGCGCGCCGAGUCCGCGGGGCGGAGAAAGGGAACCCCGCUCGGGGAGGGGGGUAGGGGAAGAGGGAGGGGCGGACGGAGAAGAAGGGGCGGACUCCGAGCGGCAGCGACGCAAGAUGGCGGCGACCACGGGCUCGGGAGUAAAAGUCCCUAGAAAUUUCCGGCUGUUGGAAGAACUUGAAGAAGGUCAGAAAGGAGUUGGAGAUGGAACAGUUAGCUGGGGUCUUGAAGAUGAUGAAGAUAUGACACUUACAAGAUGGACAGGAAUGAUUAUUGGACCUCCAAGAGUGGACCCAAGAGCCAUAUCCGUGCUAGCAAAAUGGCAGAAUUCAUAUAGCAUCAAAGUGGUUCUGCAAGAGCUUCGACGUCUAAUGAUGUCUAAAGAAAAUAUGAAGCUUCCUCAGCCGCCUGAAGGACAAUGUUACAGCAAUUAAUCAAAAAAAAAAAUCUUCCCCCUUUAUUCAGUUUUAAGCUGUCUUCAUUUUCCACAGUAGUAAAUUUUCUAGAUGCAUCUUGUAGACCUCAAAGUACUGGAAAGGAAGUUCCCAUUCAAAAGCGAUUUAUCUUAAGAUACUGUAAAUGAUACUAAUUUUUUCAUUUGAAAUAUAAGUUGUGCUAUAACAAAUAAUCUUGUCAUGUGUAACCACUGUCCACUUAGUUGAACUUCUGGUAUCAAGAAAGUCUAUUUAAAUUUAUUACUGUCAUAACCAGUGUGGCACAUCUAACUCAACUGUGAAAAAAUAUAUCACACAAUCACCUUGCUGCUUAUAUGGCCAAGGAUUCCCACCACCCUACUCCUAUGCCUUCCCCUGCCCUUUGUAAUAGUGUUCCAGCACUGAGCCAUUUAUUAAAGUAGACACAAAGGUUUUAACUUCCAGUAUGAUGCAGGAAGUUUAAUGGACUACUAUUGAGGGUGUGUGCUAACUUGUCACCCCUCCCUUUGUGCUAGCUCUAGUAAAGGCUGAGAAUGCUGGUGUCUUUAUUUUUAUUAUUAAAUCCCUUCCAUUUUAAAUGGUGCCCCAGCAAGCCAUUUUACUUCCCCACAACCUUUGGCCAACAAAUAGAUUGUAUCCCUCUCCCACCCACUCAUCCACCCUCUCUUACAUGGGCCUUUGGUGAGGGAUUCAGGGUUCUUUCAGUGUCUUCUCUUCCCCCACCUUCAUCACGGGGUGCUGCUUUUCCCUCCUUCCUAAAACUAAUCUCCCCAUUUCAAUGAUACUUCUUCGCUUCUGGCCAGUAGCCAACCCAGGUAGGGUUGGAAGAAAUCCCUGACUCCCUUUGCUUCUUAUUUUCGGAACUGCAUUUAAUCUUCACCAGCCUGGGAAAUGAAUAUCUAAACUGUUUGCAAACCUAGAUCACCCCCUCUACGAGCCCUGCCUUGCCAGGGCGCUGGCAAUGGGCAGUGUUUUUAGCUCAGCUUUUGAUACAGUGACAAGAGCAGUAAUUUCCCAGGAUUGCUCAGAUCUGCCAGCUUAGCAAAGGUUUUAGUAGUUAAAAGGAAGGGCUGCCUAAAGACUCCCUAAGCACACACUCCAGUUGAAAGAAUUGGACUUGUCUUUGAAAAUUGAAGAAAUGUGACUUGACAAGCAUUGCACUCACUUGGUUGCUCUUUUUGCCAUAGCUUAAUAACAGGUUUGGAAUUCAAUAGCGGGAACAAAACCUUCGAUUUAUAUUUGGUACAGAUUUAGGUUUUGGCACUUCCUUCUUUCAAGCUCUUCAACAAAGAUUGAAAGGGGAAAAACCUGGGUGCGUUGUAGAUCCCAGAAUUUGGCUGGCAGAACUCCCUGGCAAAUCACUGCCUUUUCUGAUUCACUGUCUUGGACCACUAGCUGCUGCAAUGUGGAUGCAAGCUUAAAUAAAAACAAUUUAUUGUGUCCUGAGGGCUUUUUUUUCUUCUAAUUCAGUAUUUGUGUAAAAUCCACAUUUUAAAGCAGCAGCUGUCAAGUCAGAAAAUAGAAUUGUUUCCAUUAAAAUUUUUGGGGAAAAUAUUCGUUGUAAGGAUUUCAUAUCCUCUGUAAUUAAAGUUUAACAUAACAGUAUUCCAUAAGCAGCCUUUUUAUUGUCAGACCAUUGCCUGGUUUUAAUAUAAUAAAGUGUGCGUUAAUAUUAAGAGGCUGCAGUCUUAUUCCUCUUAGCUUAUUGAUUUAAGAGCAGAACUGCUCUGAGCUGUGGCCUUUAAUGUCCUGGAUGCUAGAAAGAGAGCCUUCUGUGCCUAGCUAGUCCAUAACUCUUUUGUCAUUUGUUCAGUUGAUGUAGGUUUUCCAAAUAAGUUCUCUAACCAGUGCAUUUUCUGCCCUGAUAAAACUCGUGGCCAAACAAAUCAAACCCUAGGAUAAUGGGAAAGGACCCUUUCUCUCCUUGUCUCAGCAACCCCGGUACUGUUAUGAUUUGUCUGUGAUAAUCAUGCAUUUCUCUCUGUUUAAAGUUGCUAACCACAGCUUCCCUCAUGAAGUUGUUCAUCUCUUGCUGAAAGUAAUUGAUAGCUUUGCUGAUUUAAGCUCCAAAGGCGUUUACCUUGUUGGAUUUUAAUUGUUUGAAAUGAAAUCAUUUUGAUUUUGAAGAACUGAAAAUUUGGGUGACCAAAUAAAGUUUACUUGAAUAGUUGAGUGAGGUGAUGGGUAGUCAAGAUGAUACUGAGAAUGUACAGACUGGACCCUUUUACUAUUAGGGAAGACUACCCUUAUCAUGUCUGGAAAGUGUUUUUUUGCCCUUAUCCUCUUGCAAGUGUCUUCUUUGGUUUGUUAGCUUACCAAAGAUUAGAGAGCGGUCUCAUUGAGUGCCUUCCUCUAAGAAGCAAGCUCCUGGGCCAUCCUUAGCCUUGCAGUACCUAUCUUUAUACUGAGUUAAGAAACUACCACUGAAGAAGAGGGAUGGGAUGGGUUUCCAAAACAAGUCCCCACAGGAAGAGAAACUUGGAUUUUUGCAAAAUAACCCUUAUUUGGGCCAGCAAUGUGAGUUGCUUUUAAGAUAAGAAUUAACAGUAACACCCCAAAAACUAUUGAAUUUUAACACUUCCAAAUGAAAUAAAAUGUGGCUUUGGCUCCUUUUUUAAGACUUUAAAAUUCUUCCUCUUGGUACUUUGUUCAGCCUUACUAUAGGGGCUUUGAUAUCUCUCUUCUUUCAUAUGUAGCCCAAGCCAGCUAGAUGAAAGAAGACAGGUCAACCCUUGGAAACGAUUUUUACUAUCAGCACAGUUUGAAAGGUUCAGCUGUCAGAAAAAUAAGACAGUACAGAAGAGGUGGUGAACUUCAUUCUUAUAGUCCAUGAUAUCCAAAAGCAGAGGCUGACAGUCCAUAUUUCAUGUCCUAUAGUGCACAUCCCUUCUUCUUGGUAGCAUUUACCCAACCCAACUGUAAUGAGUAUUUUUGAAAAUACCCUCGUUUAAACUUAAAAUGUGACUGGGUUGAUUUCCCUGUCUGUCCCUCCCUCCCCUUUUAGGAAGAGAGGAUGGGGAAUGGGGGUGGUGAGCAGUGCUCUGCUUAUUAUUGAACUUUAGAUUGGUGUACCCAGUGGGAAGGAUCCAAAAGAUGUAUGAAGGCCUAAGCCCAGCUUAGAGUAGAAAUGUUAUUUCUGCUAUCCUAGCAUCAAAGAAAGCCUUCUUGUGCCUGGCAAUGACAUAGCCUUCUUUGUCCCAUAUUUGCUUAUUAGGGUCCUCUCUGAUCCCUAUAUUUUCUAUCUUUUCUCCUCAUGCAAAGAGAUUGCCAUGUAAAAUGUCACUGUAUUUGAAUCAAGUGUGAUGCAAAAGUGACUUGGGAAAUAUAAUUGCUGGGGGUUUUGAGGGUGGGAGAAAUCUUAGGAAAUUGAUUCCCUUUGGUUGCUAGAUCUGCUUUCAAUCUGUUACCGUAUUGGUCCAGAUAUAGGCUAUACUCUUAAAUUGACAUCUCUUUGGAAGGGAGUAGGGGGAGAAUAUCUACACUGAAAAAUAAUAUUAAAGUUCCUUAAAAAUCCAUUUACUGUGAAAGGCUUUUAAAUUUCUUUCAGUUCAAAUAAACUUUUUUUUUUAAUUCACUUUAUCCUCACUUCUCUUUGUCACUUUCACUGUCAUCCUCUUCCUGAUUUCUGUAAUGUAUGACUUUAGGUGGUAUUAAGGUUUCCUACAAACCAAAUUUUUUAGUGGGGAGAGAAGUAGAAGAAGGGCAGAGUUAAGCCAAUAUUGGUACCAAUACGGUAAAUUUGCAAAAUCAGGAAAUAAGACAUGAGCAAUGUGUUAGAACUGCCCUGUGACCUUUGCUGCAUUCUUGAAACUUGAGUGAGGGCAGGUAUAUAGGGUUUUCAAAGCAAUAUCUGUAUGGAUUGUUUCUGAGGCUUUAGACCUGUGGGUUGAUUGGUAUGUGUGCCACAUCAGGCAAGGUUUAGUGUUGUCUAGCAUUGUGAAUGGUAUAAAAAUAAACAGUUAUGCUAUUUUUUCAUUGCCCUA